Messenger RNA from Thalassophryne amazonica, 1363 nucleotides. RefSeq names its product ubiquitin carboxyl-terminal hydrolase L5 (gene uchl5). The record is from RefSeq and is a predicted model, not a curated record. Gene Ontology annotation, biological process: protein deubiquitination; ubiquitin-dependent protein catabolic process. NCBI's taxonomy places the organism in Eukaryota, Metazoa, Chordata, Actinopteri, Batrachoidiformes, Batrachoididae. Gene Ontology annotation, cellular component: Ino80 complex; cytoplasm. Gene Ontology annotation, molecular function: proteasome binding; cysteine-type deubiquitinase activity.
CCCAUAUUUUCCCAGAGUGCACCGCGGGUACGCUGCAGUGCUUCAGCAAAAUUAGCUUUAGUAGCUGUUAGAAUACGUUUUUGGUGACAUUUCUAUCCACACAAACAGUAAAUUUAGCAUUUGUAAGAAUGGCUGGAAGUGCAGGAGAAUGGUGCCUGAUGGAAAGUGACCCCGGCGUGUUUACGGAGCUGAUUAAAGGCUUUGGCUGCAAAGGAGCCCAGGUUGAAGAGAUCUGGAGCAUGGAGCCUGAGAACUUUGAGAACUUAAAACCAGUUCAUGGGUUGAUUUUCCUGUUCAAGUGGCAGCCAGGUGAAGAGCCAGCAGGGUCAAUUGUCCAGGAUUCUCGGCUUGACCACAUUUUCUUUGCAAAACAGGUCAUCAACAAUGCCUGUGCCACCCAGGCGAUAGUCAGUGUCCUGCUGAACUGUUCCCACCCUGACAUGUUGCUUGGAGACACGUUGACGGAGUUCAGAGAGUUUUCACAGAGCUUUGAUGCAGCUAUGAAAGGUUUGGCUCUUAGCAACUCCGAAGUGAUCCGGCAAGUUCACAACAGCUUUGCCAGGCCACAAAUGUUUGAAUUUGAUGCAAAAUCAUGCAAAGAGGAGGACGCCUUUCAUUUUGUGAGCUACGUUCCUGUAAACGGCAGGCUGUACGCUGAUGGACUCCGAGAGGGACCAAUUGACUUGGGUGCAUGUAACCAGGAUGACUGGAUCAGCGCCGUUCGUCCAGUGAUUGAGAAAAGAAUCCAAAAGUACAGUGAAGGGGAGAUCCGAUUCAACCUAAUGGCCAUUGUGUCAGACAGAAAGAUGAUAUAUGAGAGGAAAAUCACAGCGCUCCAGACUCAGCUUACUGAGGAUGAACCGAUGGACACGGACCAGAGCAGCACAUUUUUAAGCUCCAUUCAGUCGGAGAUCGCCAAAUACCAGCUGCUCAUUGAAGAGGAAAAUCAGAAACUUAAGCGAUAUAAGAUUGAAAACAUUCGAAGAAAGCACAACUACCUUCCAUUCAUCAUGGAGCUGCUUAAGACGCUGGCAGAAUACCAACAGUUAAUACCUUUAGUGGAGAAGGCAAAGGAGAAACAGAACGCCAAAAAAGCCCAAGAGGCCAAAUGAAAACAGAAAAGCUGCAACCACUCAUUCAUCAGUGAACCACACACGCCACACCGUCUCUUAUAUUCACGUUACUGACCAGGUCAUUUCUUCACUGUGGCAUCCUACAACCAUCAAGAUCUAAGAAAGGCACCAGAGUCUGUCUGCAAAAUACUGGCCAUAUGUGUCCCUCAGCUGCACUGCAUGAUAGAAGAAAGUGUGCACAGCAUAUGUAUUGUCUUAUUUUCAUAAUAAAAUGUCUACAUAUUUGUGAA